Molecule: messenger RNA, 1081 nt
Organism: Effrenium voratum
Lineage: Eukaryota; Dinophyceae; Suessiales; Symbiodiniaceae
Source: the annotation of a GenBank genome assembly
GCUUGGUUGAGCUGGUGAAACCGCAAACCGCCUCUUGAAGUGGCUGCUGGAACCCAAAAGCAAUGGGCCGCGCCAUGGCCAAGUGGCGGCAUCCGCUGCUGGUGCUGCUGCUCGGUCUCAGUGUGUGGAGUUUUUGGGAGUCACUCUGCGCGGUGGAGGUGAAAGAGCCCCUCACAGGCGCGGCCUUCCCGCAGGAGAUGGGCAAGCAGCAGCUAGUGGCCAGUGGCGUGCGGAGGAAGUACGGCCUCAAGGUCUACGCCGUGGCCUUCUACCUGGACGGGUCCAGCCGCCUGUGGGGCCCUUCGGGCCACGUCACGGCGCGGCGGGUGGUGAAAGAAGCGCCGGGCCGCGCCUCGCUGCGGAUCGUCAUCACAUCCUCGCUCGUGACCAAGCAGAAGCUGUCGCAGGGGUUGCGGGAGUCCUUACGGCCCCGGCUGCUGAACCUGGUGCAGCUGGCAGAAGCUGAGGAGGUGCUGCAGGAGUUCGAGGAGGCCUUGGCCAAGGGCCCCCCGUUGAAACGCGGCACGGAGCUGGUCUUCACGCUCAAGCAGUCCGGCCUCCGGCUGCAGAUGGGGAAGCGCUAUGCCGCGGAGAUCGCGGGGAAGGCCAUCGUGGAGGCCCUGCUGGCGACCUACGUCGAUGCCAAGGCGGUGGCGCCAGAGUUCAAGGAGCACAUCUUUCAAGGAUUGGCGCGCAAGUGAUGCGGUCGCAUCUGACGCUGAAUCGGGCCGCGUGGGCUUGACGGAUUUACACCCCGACCUCCAAAUCCAUCGGAGGAGGCGUACCCCCAAAAGGGAAAGUGUGUGCCCGUUGUGAGUGGACAUGCGUGGAGGGUUGCCCCCCACGAUUUUGUUCAGUUGGGGGUGGGGCUGGGUAUACAGCGCCCUGCCAAAAGGGGCUAACAGUGCCCAACGCCCAAAGCCCUCGCUGGGUUGGCAACACAAACCAGGUUCGUUGAAGGUGUGCCAGGCUUGCGAGUGGACGACCAGGGUUGCCUUGUUUCCUUUUGGAGGGCCCAAAUUUCUGGCAACCUGUGCCAGCGGCAGUUUGUAGAUGUGUGCCAUCGGAAACCUGCUUGGGC